UGUAAGCAAGGGAGAAGGAACUGAGUCUCAACGUGUACCUGAGAACACUCCCGAACAGGAAGAUCAACCUAGUUUGCUGCUUGCCAAGUUUAUAAUCGGAAUGUCGGGGACUUGUUCGUUCAAGAAGGAAGUUGAAAGGGAUUGCUUGACUUGGUGCUGACAUAUUAUGUCCACAGUAUGACCACACUCUGCCUGGAGCAAGAAAGUCUGACAAUUGUCUUUCUACCCAGACGCUAGGAAUGAUGGCGGAGAGGAAGGUGACAGCGCUGGACACAGUUGUCCGAGAGGACUCCGAUGGUAGUCAUCAGUACGAGUUGCGGACCAGACUCCGUAGCCAGUCCGGCUUUUUCGGGGAGACCUUCAAGUGUGUAGAGAAGGAGACAGGAAAAGAGUACUGUCUACGUGUCGUUCCACUGACGGCGGUGGAGAGGAGGAGCGGUGCGUACAACGAGGAGAAGUUUAUCACGUGGGGAACCCUGCAUCAUGCAAACGUUCUUCGUUUCAUCGACAGAUGGCAGGACAGUCGUAACCUGUAUAUUCGGACUGAGUCGGCAAAGUGGUGUUUGGAGGAACUCCUUCGUUCAAGAGGAAGACCACCGCCCCAGUCUCUGUUUGAGAAGUGGCUGUACCAAAUAGCAUCAGCUCUCAAGUAUCUUCACCAUGAUAGAAGCCACCCAGUGGUGCACCGCAAUCUCAAGCCGGCCAGCAUCGUGGUGACCGAGCUCUACAUUCUUCGCCUCACUGACUUCGGUGUGUGCAGGGAGCUGGAGGGUGCAGAUGCUGUGUCUCAAAGUAUCGUUGGUACAGCAGCCAUCAUGAGUCCGGAGAUGUUGUCUAAGACACCUUACACUGCCAAGACGGAUAUUUGGAGCUUUGGAAUCACCGCUGUUUACAUCGCCACACUUCAAAGGGCCAUCGAGGCAAAAACAUUCCACAGUCUCUUCAAAAAGGCAGCCGCUGGGGAGGUUGUUAGAUCAUUAGGCAAGUACAGCACGGACGUCAACCACAUCGUACGCAGCAUGCUGCAAGCUGACCCCCAGACACGGCCGACCUCCGAGGCCUUGCAUCGAGACAUUGUGAGGACCUUCCCCAGGUGCAAGAAACCACCAGAACGAGACAGCUACCCCGAUGGCGAGUCCCGACUGGCACCUGCUGUUGUCACCCCCUCCCACAACCGAUGCCCGUCCACUUCCACUGGUGUCACUGACCAGUACGUCACUCCCCGUACGUCACGUCAUGACGUCGCCGGGUCGUCUGGCUUGCCCACGGCAGGGGCGCGGAGAGAAAGCGACCCCAGGCUAGCGGAGGUCAAUGUCACCAGCCUCUCUCUGCUUGUCCUCACCACAGCAGCGGGCGCCGACGAUGAUAGGGAGGACUGUAGGGAGGACGAGGAGGACGAGGAGCCCGAGGAGGGCGAGAACAACAAUUUGUUAUUCACAUACCCUGGCGCUUACGGAGUCCAGAGAAACGAUCACACGUCCCCUAAACCUUCAGUGGCUCCACGCACAAGGUCGAGAUCAGUCAGCGAGGCGUGGGGUCCUUCUGGCGCCCAGACACAGCCACACCUGCUCAGUUGCUUGCUACCUGAGUCCGUCUCGGAUUGGCCACCAAGUCUUCAAGAAUACUGGGAUGUUGCGAGAUCGUUGCUGACCACGAUGUCCUUACACCAUCUUCUGGACGCUUUGAUGAUCAUGGAGCUGGUCGGUGAGGACGACCUGAAGGCAUGGCUCAUGCUCAAUGUUGGUGACGGGGCAGAAAAUUCUGUUGGUGACCUUCGGCGACUCUCUGACCUCGACAGGGAGCUCAACGGGAGUGCCAUCACGAGCGUCAUGGAGACCUUCCGCCGGCAACCUGCGUCCUCCCAGCGACAGUAGACACCUGGCGGUGACAACAACAGUCUCACCGAAUCAGCAGCUACCUCCAGUGACGUCAGCGGUGGUAGGCGGGGAGGAGCUGGUAUCGGAGACGACAGCUCUGUGCAUGAACCCUGCUCCACCACCAGGAACUUGACUGGAACCUUCAGGGGAAAGGGAGAGUUGGGAGACCAGAGCAGACUUGGCAAAGGACCACGUGGGUAUGAAAGAUGGGGCUGCCCUAUACCGGGUCCGCCGGCGAGGUGUCGUUGAGGCCAUACGCUCCUCGAGGAGUAACAAGGAAUAAACUAAAACUUGGCACUGCGAGCCCGUCAACAUCCGUAUACAUAAACUUUUGUAUAUUCCAAGCCAGCGAUCGUCCGUAUUGACGACUUUUUGUAUAUUCCGAGCCAGUAGUUGACAAUAUAAAUGACUUUUGUAUUCCGAGGCAGUUAUUAACAUUAGAGGUUGUGACCGGAGACUCCAUGUCUUCUCCUGACAUUCUUCCUCUUCCUUUCAUUAUCCUCGUCCUCCUCUCAUAUUGCAGAUUCUUUUCUCAUUAUAGCCUUUUCUCCUCUUGUCCUAAUAUCCUCUGCCCCUCUCCCCUCAUGUUCUAUAAUAAAAAUAUGGUUUGUCCCCCAUCGUAUCCUUGCCGUCUCGCCUUUUCUCGUCAUUAUUUAUUGAAAUCUCAUUCUUAUGAGGUCAGCGUUGUGUGUGUUUUCUCUGUUAUUUUCUUUUUGCUUCACUUUAAUGUUUAGAAUUCUUGGAAAGGACGUCUGCUACCUUCUGCCCCCUCCCUAGCUUUCACUCUGUACAUUCUAGUGUCUGAAUUCCUCCCAGUACCUCCGCCACUGACUGUACAGUGGGCUGACGAGAGAGUUUCUACAGGUAGUGUAGUGUGUAGUGUACUGUAGAUGUAUGACACUGUCUGUAGAUGUAUUACACUCUGUGCUGUAGAUGCAACUUAACGGUUAAUAUGCGCCAGGUAACGUGUCGACCAUGCAAUUAACCCUAUUAAAAUAAUACCUUUGUU
Pomacea canaliculata is the source of this 2886-nucleotide messenger RNA. Its product is annotated as serine/threonine-protein kinase Nek5-like. NCBI's taxonomy places the organism in Eukaryota, Metazoa, Mollusca, Gastropoda, Architaenioglossa, Ampullariidae. The record is from RefSeq and is a predicted model, not a curated record. Gene Ontology annotation, biological process: protein phosphorylation. The transcript has 10 exons. The coding region runs from base 240 to 1874 and encodes 544 amino acids. Gene Ontology annotation, molecular function: ATP binding; protein kinase activity.